AUGAGCUCCUCGCAUAACAACCUGCAAAGUGAUAUAAAAGCCACAGUUGAAGAAAAUGGCAUCCAAGCUUCAGACAAAAACCUAGUGGUAUCUCCUUUAACAACAGAACAGCAAGAAUCAAACCUGUAUUUAUCUAUAAACAACAAGGGGCUGGAAUCAACAUUCGAUAAAUCCCUGUACAAUCAGAAUCAUAGCCACAGUAGUAAAAAUAAAGACAGGAUCAAAAGAUUAAGAAAUUAUUCCAUUGGAGAAGCAUUCAACUAUCACAGUAACAGUAUCAACAACGAAAACAACAACAACAACAACAACAACAACACGAUUAACAACAACAACUUUGAUAUUGGAGGUAGAAGCUACGUGAGUAUGAGUUAUCGACCUAGUGUAUCGGCACAUAUAAGCUCACCGCCUGUCAAGACUGGUGUGGAUAUCCACCAGCAAACGCGCUCUCUCGCCAACAUUGGAGUGAUUGAUGGUGACGACGAUUUGGAAGAGGCGUUUCAAAACGAGUAUAAUCAUGAUAAUCAUUCCCUGACAAAGCCUAGACCUAUCUCGUCAAAUACGCCACUACUUACAGACGAACGUGCAUUAUACACAAUCGACUCGCAAAGAGAACAGGAGCAUGACCACUUGAAGCAGAAAAUUUCCAAUACACCUGAUGAUGAGCAACAACUGCAACUGCAACUGCAACUGCAACUGCAACUGCAACUGCAACUGCAACUGCAACUGCAACUGCAUGAACCAAAUCGCUUCCGAGUUGACUCCUUGGAGUCUUUUGAAAAGGCACCAGAGCCUAGUAAAAUUCAUCAAUUGCUAGUAAAACCAUUCCAAUUCUUACCAGCCGUGUUCUUAGGCUUAUUAUUGAAUAUCCUUGAUGGUUUAUCCUACGGAAUGAUCAUGUUCCCUAUUGGUGAAGCAAUUUUUGCCAAAUUGGCUCCCGCUGGCUUGGCCAUGUUUUACGUCUCAACAAUCACAUCGCAACUCAUCUACUCGUUGGGUGGUUCUUCUUUUAAAUCAGGCAUUGGCUCAGAGAUGAUUGAAGUGACACCUUUUUUCCACAACAUGGCACUUGCAAUAGCAAAACAAUUGGCAAGCGAAGGCAAUGACGCUAUUAUAGCCACUACCAUAACCUCCUUUGCAGUCUCAUCGGUAAUUACUGGUCUUACCUUUUUUGCGCUCGGUUAUUUAAAAUUAGGCUCUUUAGUCCAGUUCUUCCCAAGGCAUAUCUUGAUUGGUUGUAUUGGUGGUGUUGGAUUUUUCUUGGUAAUUACCGGAAUAGAAGUUUCUUCAAGGCUUGAAGGUGGGCUUUUUUACAACUACGAGACCUUCCAAUACUUAUUCUAUAACCACAUCACUCUCUUGCAAUGGACCUUUCCUUUAGGAUUGGCUGCAGGGUUGGUUGCACUUCAGCAUCGAAUUCAUAACUCUUUAUUGGUUCCAUUAUACUUUAUUGUGGUGUUCUUCUUAUUUCACAUAGUUGUUGCUUUGAUACCAUCGUGGAAUUUGCAACACGCAAGAGAUAUAGGUUGGGUCUUUCCGGCUGUUGAGGAUGACCAGCCGUGGUAUCUGUUUUACGCACUUUACAAAUUUGACGUUGUUGAUUGGUGGUGCUUGUUCCGCCAAGUGCCGACAAUGUUGGCGUUGACAUUUUUUGGAAUUCUCCAUGUGCCAAUAAACGUCCCAGCAUUGGCAAUUACUGUUGGUAUGGAUGAUAUCGAUGUUGAUAGAGAAUUGGUUGCUCAUGGGUACUCCAACGCGUUAUCGGGCUUAUUUGGUUCGGUGCAAAAUUAUUUGGUCUAUACCAAUUCUGUCUUGUUUAUCCGCGCUGGGGCUGAUGAUAGGUUAGCGGGUGUGAUGUUGGCAAUUGCCACUGCAGCAGUUAUGAUGGCGGGUCCCGUUGUAAUUGGUUUUAUUCCAGUUUGUGUUGUUGGUGCCUUGAUCUUUCUUUUGGGCUAUGAACUAUUGAAGGAAUCGGUUUGGGACACUUGGGGGAGAUUGAGACCGAUUGAAUAUUCCACUAUUAUCAUCAUUAUUGUCACAAUGGGAAUGGUUGACUUUGUUGUUGGUAUUGGUGUUGGUAUUAUACUCGCGUGUGUUUCGUAUGUCGUGGAAGCAGCAAGGACACCUGUUGUUCAAGGUAUUUAUUCUGGAGAUGUUGCACGCUCUACAGUGUUGAGACAUCCUAAACAACAAGAGUUUUUGAAAAAUGUAGGGGAACAAAUUUGCAUUGUGAAACUACAGGGAACUAUAUUCUUUGGGAGCAUUGGAGGAGUUGAGAAGGAGAUCAAGACUAUUUUCGAAAUUGAAAAGGCCAAUAAGGUGCCUAUCAAGUAUCUUAUUCUUGAUAUGAAAGGUGUGGUUUCCGUUGACUUUUCCGCUGCUGAGGGUUUUAGAAGAAUUUUAAAUUUGACAAAUGAUUAUCGUACCCAAUUGAUUAUAUCAUCGGUAAAAGAUGAGGAUAAUAUUAUUAAAGAUUUAAGAGACGCGGGGCUUUUUGAGAAUAGUCACAAGAUUGAGCUUUUCAAUUCUCUUAAUUCUGCCCUUGAAUGGGCUGAGAAUCAGCAUUUGAAAACAUACAAGAUAUUAAAAAGUAAGCAUGGAAAUGAUGUUAGUGGUGCUAGUACUGGUACUGGUACUGGCACUGGUACUGGCUCUAGUACUGGCACUUCUAUGCAAAGUGCAACGAGAGCAAGACCUGCGCCAAUUGCAAACGCAACUUUGGUCCAAUCGCCGUCUUCAUUUGGUGCAAGAUUAUUUGGUCAUUUUGGUCUGGGUGAUUAUGGCACUCCAAGAACCAAGCAGGUUUAUCAUGCAGCAGUCAAGACUGUCGAUAGCGAGCACAAGUUGCAAAGCAAAUACCAGGUUACUCAAAACGAUAUUUUCAAAAAACAACCAUUGCCUUUGCUCAUGAUCACUUUUCAAGGUCUUUCGCAAAAAGAUGCCGAGUUCUGGUCACCCUUGGCGCCAUUCUUUAUUAAGGAACAAGUUCCUGAAGGUAUUCAGCUUUACGAUACAAACAAGGACGAACCAUGUCUAUUUAUUCUUGAGUCUGGUCUUAUACGUAACACGGUUAAAUUUGAAGAAGGAAGAGAGUUAGAUAGUAGUAUUGUUCCGCUUGUGGCAUUUGGUGAUUUGGACGAGGCUUCGCAGUAUAGACGAUUUGUAUAUACCACGGUUAAUGACUCGGUGGUUUGGAAAUUGAGCAAGUCCAAAAUAAAAGAGAUGUUGAAAGCAAAUGGAUCAAAGGGUGAAGCCAUUUACCACGAAUUAUUGGAGAUUGAAGCCAAGUUGAUCCGUGAAAGGUAUGACGUCUUGUGCAGUCAUUUAGUUCUUACUUAG
Molecule: messenger RNA, 3336 nt
Organism: Lodderomyces elongisporus
Lineage: Eukaryota; Fungi; Ascomycota; Pichiomycetes; Serinales; Debaryomycetaceae
Exons: 1
Coding region: 1-3336 (1111 amino acids)
Cellular component (GO): membrane
Source: RefSeq, a predicted model, not a curated record